Molecule: messenger RNA, 465 nt
Organism: Pseudogymnoascus verrucosus
Lineage: Eukaryota; Fungi; Ascomycota; Leotiomycetes; Thelebolales; Thelebolaceae
Exons: 3
Coding region: 1-465 (154 amino acids)
Biological process (GO): RNA catabolic process
Cellular component (GO): ribonuclease H2 complex
Source: RefSeq, a predicted model, not a curated record
AUGCUUUCAAUCCGGAAGAGCAGUAAGCAUCGCGGGAAAUGCACGCCUAACGCUUUGCCAUGUCGUAUCAACCACAACGGCAGGGCCGAAGUAUCGAAGAGAUACUGGACGCCUACCAAACGCAAUGAUGACAAGACCGUAUCAUACUUCCGUGGCCGCCAAUUGUAUGGGAGAACUGUCAAGAUCCCUCCUCAAUGCAAAGGCGUCGUGCUUUCCACCACAGAGACACCACAGGCGGCCCAGGCUCUACCAGGAUCCCAUUCAUACACGAGUGAUAGCCACGAGAAAGAGGAAGCCGAAGCCGAGGGCAUGAUGGAAGAGUUGGCAGACUUCGACGAGUUCGUUAUCUGGGGUCAUGUAGCGUUACCAGAUGAAACUACAGACGCCUAUAUCAGGGCAAUAGAAGAGUAUACUGCCUUUGCCGAAGUAGUUCAUACUGUGAGAGCGAAAGCGGAAAAGAAAUAG